This is a messenger RNA of Herpailurus yagouaroundi (jaguarundi), 5852 nucleotides long. Its product is annotated as protocadherin alpha-C2. The transcript has 4 exons. Gene Ontology annotation, cellular component: plasma membrane. Bases 553 to 3444 code for a protein of 963 amino acids. Gene Ontology annotation, biological process: homophilic cell-cell adhesion. The record is from RefSeq and is a predicted model, not a curated record. Gene Ontology annotation, molecular function: calcium ion binding. Lineage: Eukaryota; Metazoa; Chordata; Mammalia; Carnivora; Felidae.
AACUGGACGCUCCCCUGUGGAACAGUGGAGAGAGAAGCCCAAACGAGCUCAGCCUCAAUUACGAGCAGUCUUCAGUCAGAGGUUGUGGAAGUUAAGACGGAGGCCUUCUUAGGGCGUUUUCCUUAGAAACAGGGUUCAAAGGAAGAUGUGUUAAUUUCUCACGGCAUCUUCCUCGCUGUUCCCCGCCCCCCCGCCGGCUGCUGGGACUUUGUGGAGAGAACCCAGCUCGAAGGGCAUGGAGAUGGCCCCUCCCUAGCCUGAGUAGUUUACCUCGUCUCUGCACCCCUAGGCGGCGCUGCGCUCCUCUGCACCGACCAGCUCCGCUUUCCCAGACGGCUGCCAAGCCUCCAGUCCCGAGAGUUUAGCUUCCAGCCCGUCAGCCCGGGGCAAUUCCAGUGUAUUCAAGAGGCAGAACGUCGGCGGUCUGUGCACCUCGAGUCCGCUUCGGCGGGCGGCCGGCUCUUGCUCUUUACCACAGUUCGUGCUCUCCGGGAGUCCGGAGCAUGGUUCUGGGUCACUGCUGGUGGAGCGGGGACGCCAAGAGGGAGGAGGAUGGUGGGCUGGAGGGUGGCGGUUCUAUGUCUGUGGGUCUCCUGCUGCUCUGCCGCCAGACAGCUGGAAUACUCAGUGUUGGAGGAGACCGUGCGGAGCGUAGCUGUAGGUAAUGUUUCCGCGGACUUGGGGCUGUCAGCGGCCGCUCUACGCUUGCGGAACUUUCGCUUACUUUCCAGCCUCCGCGAGCCCUACUUCGGGGUGGAUCUGGCCAGCGGUAGCUUGGUGGUCCGAGAGCCGGCAGACCGCGAACGGCUGUGCGGGACUAAAGCUGCCUGCGUCUUGACCUAUGAGCUGGUGCUGGAGGACCCGCUGGAGCUACACAAGAUGCGAGUUCACGUCGUGGACAUCAACGACAACUCUCCUGUCUUCCCUGCCGGCGACGUGCAGCUGCACAUACCCGAGUUCCUGUUGCCUGGAGCCCGCUUUACUCUUCCUAAGGCCCUAGAUGCGGACGAGGGAAGCAACGGUGUCCUGACCUACACCCUGAGCCCCAGCCAGCACUUUCGCUUGAUCAUGGGGUCGCGAGUCGACGGCAGUGAAUACCCGGAGUUGGUAUUAGAGAAAGCGCUGGAUCGGGAGCAGCGUGCCACCCACCAGCUACUGCUCACCGCUAAGGAUGGAGGGCAGCCCGCGCGCUCCGGAGAAGCACAAGUUACCAUCAUAGUGGUGGACACAAACGACAAUGCGCCUGUAUUUGAGCGCACAGUAUACCGUGCCAAGGUACCAGAGACUGCCCCGAACGGGACUUUGUUAUUACGAGUUCAGGCCUCGGACCCGGAUGAAGGCUCCAAUGGGGAAAUCCGGUACUCCUUAAGCAAUAGCACGCUGGUGGAGCUGCGACACUACUUUCACGUGCACCCUAGAAAUGGGGAAGUGCGGGUAGCUGCUUCACUCGGUCUACCUGAAACGUUGUUGGAAGCAUACAUUGAGGCGAGGGAUGAGGGUACCUUCGGUCUAGCUAGUACUGUCAAACUGCUGGUGGAAGUGACUGAUGUGAAUGAUCAUGCCCCUGAGGUGAACCUCCUGACUCUAUCCAGUUCAGUUUCUGAGGACGCAGCCCCUGGCACAGUGAUUGCUCUCUUCAGUCUAAGGGACGAGGACCUCGGUCCCAAUGGUAAGGUCUUUUGUAGCAUGUCCAGUGGAGGCCCUUUUAAGCUGAAGGCUUCUUUUGACAACUACUACAGCUUGCUGACUGAUGGGCCGCUGGACCGGGAGCAGGUCAGCGAAUACCAUGUCCUGAUUACUGCCUCAGAUGGUGGCUCACCCCCACUGAGCACCCGCAGGACAGUGACUGUGUCUGUUGCUGAUGUGAACGACAAUUCACCAAAUUUUGCUCAACCACAACAGGAACUUUUUGUGGCUGAAAACAAUGAUCCUGGGGCCUCUUUAGGCCAUGUUUUUGCCCAGGAUCCGGACCUAGGGGAAAAUGGCCUUGUCUUCUAUGAGCUGUUGGAUAUUAUCUCUGAAAGGCAGACAGCCUCUAGCUUGGUGGCAGUAGAAUCAACCAGUGGGGCUAUCACUGCCAAAAUUUCCUUUGACUUUGAGCAACUCAGGGGGUUUCACUUCCAAGUGGAAGCCCGGGAUGGUGGCAUUCCUCCCAGAAGUGCAGCAGUGACUGUGAACUUAUUUGUGGUAGAUAGGAACGACAAUGCUCCAGUCAUCCUGUUUCCCUUGCCCAGAAAUGGCUCUGUUCCAGUGGAAAUUGUGCCUCGCUCUGCCAGAACUGGACACUUGGUCACAAAAGUGGUAGCAGAGGAUGCAGACAGUGGCUCUAAUGCUUGGCUUUCCUACCAUAUUUUUCAGGCUUCUGACUCUAGCCUCUUCAGAAUUUCAGCCAAUAUGGGAGAACUUCGUACUGCCCGCUUCAUUCUUCCCACUGAUGCAGUUAAACAGAGGGUGGUGGUAGUGGUUCAAGACCAUGGAGACCCCUCACUUUCCUCUUCUGUCACAUUAGGUAUACUGUUGAGCAACUUUGCCCCUCAGGUCCUUCCAGACUUUGAAGAUACCUGGGAAAGAGGAGGCCACCUUUCCACCCAGAACCUGUAUUUAGUAAUUGCCCUGGCCUCUAUUUCCUUUUUAUUUCUGGGGUGCUUACUUUUCUUUGUGUGCAUCAAGGUGAACCAGAGCCCAGCUUGUUGUUCUCAAAGCUGCUGUCGCUCUUCAGAAGAGCUGAGGCAAGGGAGGAAGAUGGCUUCAAAUCCUUGUAUGACAUCAGCCACGAUAGAUGUCACUACAGUUGAGAGACUUUCUCAGACCUAUCUCUAUCGGGCCUCUCUAGGACUUGGUUCUGAUAAUAACAGUUUGCUGUUGUGUGGGGAAUACAGUGCUGCUGACCUGAGAAAUCUGGCUACUGGGGUAGGACUGAAUUUGCCAAUAUCCUGCAUUCACAUUCGGAAUAGGAAAGGGGAUCACGUAAAUGUCAAUGCCAUGCCACGACAGCCCAACCCAGACUGGCGUUACUCUGCUUCCCUAAGAGCAGGAAUGCACAGCUCUGUGCACCUAGAGGAGGCUGGCAUUCUACGGGCUGGGCCAGGAGGGCCUGAUCAGCAGUGGCCAACGGUAUCCAGUGCAACACCAGAACCAGAGGCAGGAGAAGUGUCCCCUCCAGUGGGUGCUGGUGUCAACAGCAACAGCUGGACCUUUAAAUACGGACCAGGCAACCCCAAACAAUCUGGUCCCGGUGAGUUGCCAGACAAAUUCAUUAUCCCAGGAUCUCCUGCAAUCAUCUCCAUCCGGCAGGAGCCUACUAACAGCCAAAUUGACAAAAGUGACUUCAUAACCUUCGGCAAAAAGGAGGAGACCAAGAAAAAGAAGAAAAAGAAGAAGGGUAACAAGACCCAGGAAAAAAAAGAGAAAGGGAACAGCACGACUGACAACAGUGACCAGUGAGGUCAUCUCAUGGAAACAAGCCACUUAGCCAGUUUUUGUAAUAAUGGCAAAUCUCUCCCAUGUAGCAACUCCCCACUCCCUUCUCCUAUCUCCAUGAGCCCUCUCUUAUAGACCUCAGAAAUCUGCAGAAAGUUCCCUGUGUCUGUGUAGAUCACAUUUAAGAGGUUUUGUCUUAAAAGCUUUACUAAGUCUGGUGUUAACUCUUUCUCUCCACUCUGGCUUGUUUUCAGAACCUAAAAAGCAGACCCAAGUUUCCUUUCUCCUCCGCCGCAAAGGAGAAGCUUCCCAGCCCCGCCAGUGAGAGGUUGGACUCUCUGCCCUGUGCUCCGGGGAUCCUGUCUUGAUGACACUUGCAGGGCAGGCUCAAAGGUUUUGAGAUUGAGCAGCUUGGGUGUCUGUGGCCACUGGGUUUGUGUGGUUACCGUGGGCGUGUGAGUGCCAGACAUUGGCUGGGAUGGGCCAGAUGAGACUAGUUGGUGCAAGGAGGGCUGGGAAACAAAGGCAAAGAAACAGUGGGAGUUGCCAAUCCAGGGGGAACGUGAACUAAAAGGGACCAGACUUUCUAAAUCUUACAACUCAAGAGGCAGUGGCCACCCUCUCGCAGACAAAACCACCCCUGCCGACAAGGCUUUGGGCAUCCUCAAGUCUGUUGGCUGUGUUGUCAUUAUCCCUAAAACCUGCAUUACACCUACAAGCCAACAGUUCAGUGUUGAACGGGGCCAACCAGGGCACCAGAAGCAGAUCUGAUGUGUUUGCUGUGCGUCCUUGUGCUCACUUUAUCAAAAAUUCUUUUGCACACAAUGUUUAUGAAAAGGCUAGAUCCUUUUCCAACACAUAUGCAAAAGCAGAAGCGAAAGAAAACCCCAACACCUCACUUUAUGCUGUUUGUUGUUUGAUAGAUUUAUUUAAAAAAGAGAAAAUCUAUGACUAUAAAUCUUUAAAGAGAAAUAUGAUGAGUCCCCCCUCAACUCCUCAAAAGAGAAUCCAGUCUACAGCCAUUUAAAUGAUCAUUGCUGCUACAGAAGUGCUUUAAGAGAAUUGCCUGAAACAUCUGUAUUAUACCGGCCACCUGCCAAUCACAGCUUUACUCUUUCAGGUCACUCUGGGGCUGCCUCUUGCAUGUAUUAAUUACUAAAUAAAAGGAUCUUUCUCUGUCUCUUUUCUAAGAAACAAUUACGUGCACUUUGAAUACACAGUACCUUCUCUAGCCAACUAUAUCAAGACCCCGAAAUUGAAGAAAAAUAAUUGUUUUCUCAUACACACAGUGAGCCGACUUUUCAAUCCUCGAAUUCUGUGAUUUGUCUUGGUGUGCCAGCCCACACCUUCUCUUUGGUUUAGUUUUCCUUUUUUAGAACACUCUGAAUUGCUAAUCUUGCUGACACCUAUGAUGUUACCUGAAAUCAAUCUCCCAUAUGUAUGCUGUAUGCUAUUAUAAGACUCCUGAAAUAUACUUACUCCGUGCUUGUGUAUGUGAAUGUUAAUGCAACUAUACCUAGAGUGAACUUUAAGCUUUAUUGUUGAAUGUAAUUCCAUUAUAUUUCCUUUUGUACACCUGUGAAAAAGUGGAGUAGUGUUUUUUUAACCAUUGUUAAUCAGCUUUUGUGUAUGAAAGACACAGUAAAAUUUCUUUCUUAAAUCAAGACACUGGUGAUUCAAGGAAUUUUAUUUAUGGUCAGCCAAGAGCUGUCUCUUGCCAAGACUCCCUCUGGCAAGGGAAUAGAUAGAGCUGUUUUUUUCUAGUAACAAUUCUGGAAUGAAUACCGUGGUUAUUCCCUGAGGGUAUGCAAGCACAAAAUUUACCAAUCUGACCUCUCUGAAGUCACAGAAUGCUUUGAAAUUAUAAUGACAUCUGGAAUAUCAGCUCAUAGCGAAGAAUAAAAUUUACUGUCACCUUAAAUAAGAAAUUUUAAUUUUGUUAAAAUGUACGAUUUAGAAGUUUAAUUACAUUAUCUUUUAAACGUUAUCAUAAAAGGUAGGAGUCUGUUAUUAAAACAAAAACAUUAAAUCUCAAAAAAAAAAAAAAAAAGCCUGUUCUGUCUGCUUUUAGCUUCAUUCUCCCAUGUUUUGAAGGGUGUGUAACUUCAGCUCUGCAGGAUUGCAUGGGGUAAAACUUGUUGCCAACACAUGUGAACCAUUGCUACAUUGUAGGUUGUGAUCAUUUUGCCCCACUGAAACCCAUGUAUCUGACCUUACGUGCCUUUUGAAUACUAGGAGAAUCGGGCUAAUUUAUUAAUGAUGAUAAUUAUGAUGUAUCUGUACAGCACUUUUUACAUUUGCGAAGUGCUUUCCAGUCCAUGUUAGUUACUAGUUAUUACAGCUGUAAGGAUAAAACACGCCAUGUGGAUUCAUUUUUAAUUGGUGCUAUUGGUAUUUUUUCUGUUAUUGCUAAUAAAUGGAAAAUGGUGGUA